AUGGUUGGGAAACGUGGUGGGUCUGGUCCGCUCGUGGGGAAACCGAAGGCGAAGCGGAAGGCUGCCAGCAGUGAUGAAGAGAUCUCCUCCGAGUCCGAACCUUCCGAUGUUAGCGAACGCUCGGUUCAUUUGUCUGAGGAUGAGUUCGAAGACGAAACUCCAAAUGAAAGACAUAUUAGAUUAACAAAGAAGGCGCUUGCGGCUGCCUUGAAAGCAGCUGGUUCUGAUGAAGAGGAUGCGACAGCUACGUUGUCCCUCCGAUUGCAAGAGGAAGCUCUUCAGGCUCGAGGAAAACUCCUUUUUCGAGUAGCUGAUAAGUUCGCACCCGUUUCUUCCGAUAGUAUCAUUUGCCUGCGUGCCCACAAAAAAUCCAUCAAUUGCAUUUGUAUAUCAUCGGACUGUGAAUAUAUAUAUUCUGGUGGAAAGGAUGCGGCAUUAUGGAGCUUGAAGGAUUUUAGAAAAGUCAAAUUCGUUUCGGGUUCUCGACGUGGGUCUCUUUCACGAUUUCACUCUGGUCCAAUUUUGUCCAUUGCUAUCUCGGACGAUUCUAAGUACCUUGUAAUUCUAGUCUUUUUCCUACUCGAAUUCUGUAAAAUUCUUUUGGUGCUAUGUUUCUUCGAUCAGGCUUCUGGAAGUGCUGACAAGCGCAUCAUCAUUUGGGCUCCCGACAAUCUCGAAAUCAUGUUUUGUCUUCAGCGUCAUUUUUCACCUGUCACUGCGUUGAGUUUCCGCCGUCAGUCGCACAUGAUGUUUUCAGGAGAUCGCUCCGGUCGUGUCUGUGUAUGGAAUAUGCCAUUGACUGAGGCCCUGCAAGACCAAGGGGCUGCAACGAAGAUCGAGGUGCUGUCACUUUGUGGACUUUCCGCGGAAAGAUGCUUGUCCUCCUCUGGAGUUGGAGGAGCAGGUAUUUGUCUAUGGAAGGUUGAAGAAGAAGUUUGCGCCCAGUAUUCCGUUAGGGACCCUUCUGAGCUCUCCGUGGAGUGUGUGUAUGCGGUGAAUGACGACCUCUUCGUUGGUGGAUCAACGUCAAAACAAUCUACUAAUCAGAAGGAAAUUCACUUUGUUUCCAGUACUCUAUAUCUGUGGCAUAUCAGUCGAGGAAGUCCUAUAUCAAAAAUACGUCCCGCACAUCCACUCACGACCAAAGACAUAAAUCUGGUCACAUCGCGACCCGCCGUUAAUUGGGUAACAGCGGUAUCAGGCCUGUACGGAACUGAUUUGAUUGCCUCUGGCUCCUCAUCCGGUCACGUUCAGUUAUGGCGCCUUGUAAUAGAAGGAAAGGCCUUUUCAUUUGGCGGAGGCGGAAAUGAAAUUGGCAACGGAAAUGGGGAACCCAAGUCACGGGGCCGGUUCAGAGUUCACCAUGACAAGGCAGAAAUUGUGAAAGUUCCGGAGGGCGAGUUUCAUCUGGCUGGAUACGUGAAUGGCUUGGCGUUCUCAAAUGACGGAAAAUGGUUAGCUGUUGGAAUCGGUCAGGAGCACCGACUUGGGCGCUGGGAAGAAAGACGGAAAGUGAACGACACCGUCUGCCUCCUCCCUAUUAGAAUUCCUUUCAGGUAA
This is a messenger RNA of Hydatigera taeniaeformis, 1560 nucleotides long. The record is from the annotation of a GenBank genome assembly. NCBI's taxonomy places the organism in Eukaryota, Metazoa, Platyhelminthes, Cestoda, Cyclophyllidea, Taeniidae.